Molecule: messenger RNA, 1101 nt
Organism: Mesorhabditis belari
Lineage: Eukaryota; Metazoa; Nematoda; Chromadorea; Rhabditida; Rhabditidae
Source: the annotation of a GenBank genome assembly
AUGGGUUCGACUUCUAAAACAAAACAUGGGAAACAGUAUCGAGCACCCGUAGAUCAGGCAAGAAAAGCCGAGCGUCAACGCGUAAUCAAGAAAAAUAAAAAAGAGCGACACCAGGUUCGCGUCGCCAUUGCUAAGCACACUGAAGUCGCUGGAAAUCUACGCAAAAUGCUGAUGCUUGAAAGACAGAUACUCGGUCUUGAUGAAAGAACGUUUGCGGUUGAUGUACUAAGAAAGAAACAAAAGACGAUUCUUGAUGUGAUUGAGAAAAGAAAAGCUAUCCUGAUUUCUGUCAAGGACGAUGAUGAAACUCAAAAAUUAAAUGAGGCAAUGAAAAACUAUUACGCCCAAGUUGCAAGCUUAAAGCGAUUGGCAGAACAAGAACGUAUUGCACGAUCGAUUGAUCCAACUAUUAUCCCGUUGCCUGAUGGUGAAAUGAAAGAAGGUGAUGAUAGAACCCUGCAACUGAUGGGGCCGCGCACUUAUGAACAACCAAAGAAAAAGGAGGGACGUAGCGUAAGCUUCAAACUUCCGCGUGAUCGAAGAAAACCUCCAGGGCCUCCAUGCGGUCCACCACCUGAUUUGAGUGCAAGUGAAGAUGAAAUGGACAACUAUGGAGAAUUUGAUGACAAUAAUCUUGACCCAGUACCAAUUCCCGAAGAAUUGGGUCAUGUGCCCGGGUUUGGCAGCCUUCCGCAACCAACAUUCAAUACGCAUCCAUUGCUUAGACCUCCAACCCUACCUAUGAAGCCGCCACUACCCUUAGCCAUUUUUGCCCAGCCGCCACAGAUUCCUGUGCAAAUGCCGGUGAUUCCUGAUGUGGCUAUUAUUUCCGGAGCACCUCAGAUUCGAUCUCGUAAUACGGCUGCAAGCUCAUCAUCUAUUGGUCCCAUUCAACCGACGACUCUUGUUGGAGCCCCUCAGCUCAGAGACCUUCGUCGAGAAGCCGCCAAAUUAGUGCCCACCGUCCUCAAGAAGAAACCAAACACAACCACUCAUCUCCCACCGAAACUUGCUCGAGCACCUAGACCAGCCGAAACAAACGCGGCGAAAUCUACCGAUGAAGCCUACAAUGAAUUCAUGAAAGAAUUAUCUGGUCUAUUG